Molecule: messenger RNA, 486 nt
Organism: Aspergillus costaricaensis CBS 115574
Lineage: Eukaryota; Fungi; Ascomycota; Eurotiomycetes; Eurotiales; Aspergillaceae
Exons: 3
Coding region: 1-486 (161 amino acids)
Source: RefSeq, a predicted model, not a curated record
AUGUCCCGUCGCACCACAAUUCCCGAGCAGCCGCCCCGACCGUCCUCACUAGGGAGCUGCAUCCUCUACGGCUGCGGAGCGGGUCUGCUUGGCGUCGCUGCAAUGACAGUAGGCGAAAAGAUCGAGCAGUACUUCACCGGCCGACCGAAUUCAUAUGUUCCGGGUCACACUCUGGAGCGCCUUCUCCGACUACCCGUACGCCCCGAUUCCGAGCGCUUCGGAUUGAACAUGGCGAUGCACUAUGGACAGGGAGCUGCUGCGGGAAUAAUUAGAGCAUUUAUGAGCGCAUAUGGUGUUCGUGGGCCAUUCGCGGAUUUCAUGUUUGUUGCCAUACGGCUUAUGAUCGAUCAAACAUUGGAGAAUGUUACGGGUGUUGGGGCACUUCCUUGGACCUGGCCUGUUAAUGAACAGGUUAUCGAUAUUCUCCAUAAGGGGGUCUUUGCGUUUGUGACGGGAUACUUCACGGAUAGGUGGUUACAAGGGUGA